GCUAACUCAUCGUGUAUCUUUUAUUUCGCCAUACAGUGAGUGAUGGCCCUGCGUCUGAGGAGCAGCAAGGAUGUCAAGAAGAGCUCGUACUACGUUUGGUACCUGGGCGCGAGGGAGGCCAAGGGGGUGGACGCGAUGCCCGGUGCCAUAGCUUACCUGCUCGAACGAGAACGGCUUCAAGAACCUUUCAAGGUCACGCUACAGGUGAGCAGUAAGGGACUGAAGAUUAUACAAACGGUUCAUCCAGGCGGCUCGACGAGGUCAGCUGUGAAGCAUUUGGUACCAGGACACGCUGUGCUUGCGGCGGUGCAACGGGAGGAUGUCGUUGCGGCCACUCUUCUGCUUCCAAAUCCGGCCACCAACAAUCCCGUCCACGUGCACGUGUACAGAUGUGAUUCCGUCGAAACAGCCGAAUUGUUGGGCGGUCAGUUGAAGGCACUCGCCUCGCACACCGAUAAUUUGGCCAGGGUCACCUCGUUGGAAGGUAGAGUGCGCAGUAAUUUGGGCAGCGAUGGCCGAAGUACCAGGGAAUCGGAGUCGUCUGAAGGCAGUGGUGAGCUCAGACACGAUCCGGUUCAAACUACCACGAUAUACGAGUCCUUGGCUGCAGAGUUGCGGGCUAAAUUGGGCAGAGGAAAUUCAGGGGACAAUGACGUGGGUCCUAUACUACUGCCUCCGCGGGAUUAUGAUACCGUGCACAGACAUCGUGGUAAUCUGGCUGGCAUCGAAUUCAGACGAUGCCUGAAUCAAACGAUCGUAGGUGGUAGUACGACGAUUGACAGAGGCGGCACGAGGAGUGCUGCCAGCAGUGGAAUAGGCUCGGACAGUGCUGCUACGCCCCCGCCUUAUCAGAGUCAUCAUCCUUUGGGCCCGAGACCAUCCAGACCUUCUAGAGAUUCCUCCUCCGAUGACGACUGGGGAGCACCGGCAGAGGAGAACGAUUAUCUCCCUGAAUCAGAGACAACAGGAACAAGUUUAACGCUACCGAGAUUACCGAGAAGUCCUGAGAGAUUACCUGUUCAGGUGAACAGAGGUAUAUCUCCGAGUUGCAACAGAAGUCGCCGAGCGGCAGAAUUUAGACAAAGAUCACCGAGCCCUCAAUACCAGCCCAGAAUGAGCCCUGGGGAGGUGACCAGCCCCAGGGAGAGAUUCCAGGAUGCCAAGGAGAUGUUCAGAGCAAUGGAGAGAGAGGCAAUCGCCAGGCCUGUCCUUUCCAGGCAGAGAGAUGUUGAAAGUCAUCCUGCGCACAGGAUCGAGUCGUCCAGGCACAUUCACGAGGAUCAACCGGCUCGUCAGCAUCCAGCGAGCAUCAGUUCAACGACUGCCCAUGAACACCUGAUCAGACGAAAUCAUUCGGAAGUAUCGGAACGGGAGAACGAUAUUUCUUACAGAGCUCGACCACGGCCCCGAACCCAUCAUUAUGCGAUGGAACGCCCACCAGAACAAGAGGUCUCGAGGCCUCGGCCAAGAAGCUUGUACGAAAACCCAACGGUUGGAAGAGAUUUCCGAGAUCAAAGGAACGUCGCUGAUCCGAGAGAAGUUCGGGACUUCCGAGACCGCGCACACGUGAGAGAAAUACGCGAGAAGAUACGCGCCAGGGCGACGACUUAUCAGGAAUUGUCGGAACACGAAAGAUACCCAGGACUCGAUCGCGACAGUGCCAGACCUCCUCUGGAAAUCGUACCCACGCCGAGCAGAUACCGGCACAGCUACGCGGAACCGCCCAGACUCGGCCUGGCCGCUUUACAUCCUUAUUGAGCCAUCGGCUCGUUGUUAACUAAUAAAUUAUUUAAUUAAUCGACGUAUCGUUAUCGUGUCGUAGGAAGUUUGAAACAUCGUCUUCGAGGAAUGCGACCGAUUAAAAGGUCAACGAUUGGUUAUUAUUAAAAAAUAGUUAUUAUUUUUAUAAGAACUUCUCAAGUAUUUUACUUAGAUUUUAAUGAGACUUCCUAGGUCAAAAUAUAAAUUCUGGUUUAGGAAGUUUCACUCCUAUGUGGUCUUAAAGAGGCCUCUAAUUAGACUUUGAAAUCUGAAGAGGAUUCUUCUUGGCAGAAGAGAUUUUUUCAUUCCUAUUUUAUAAUACUCAAACCUCUAGCUGAGUGUUCAAUAAUAAAUGUUUAAAACGAGUUUUUGAUAAACACCGUGGAUAAAGACACUAGAAAUUAAGGUUCCCAGUGAGCAGUGAUAAAAAUGAAUUUCUUUUGUUAAAAUUAAUGUAUUAAUUAGAUCACUGAUUGCUCCAAAUUUAGAUGCAAUUCUUAAGGGACCUUAUGAAACAUAUUUUUUCAAAUAAUAUUCAAUAUUGUACGAGUACCAUGUGUUAUUUCCAAGGUUUUCGUUUGACAAAGAACGAAAGGGUAUCCUUGAAAAUUCAAGGAGGAUUGUAGAUUUUUGCGUACGUCGAUGUCGUCGGCCCUGACCAGUCCAAGACGAAUAAAGAUUGAACAUUUAUUAUUCUUGUAUUUACGAAGCUGCAUUUUGUUGCAUCGUGGACCAAGAUCCUCGAGUCGAGGAUCUAUUUGUUGACUAUUUGAUCGCGACUCCGAGCAUUAUAUUGUUAUCCGCGUCGGACUCCAGACUAACGAUAAUGAUAGGAAUAAUA
Messenger RNA from Osmia bicornis bicornis, 2602 nucleotides. RefSeq lists its product as uncharacterized. The transcript has 7 exons. Lineage: Eukaryota; Metazoa; Arthropoda; Insecta; Hymenoptera; Megachilidae. The record is from RefSeq and is a predicted model, not a curated record. Bases 43 to 1758 code for a protein of 571 amino acids.